Molecule: messenger RNA, 1098 nt
Organism: Fulmarus glacialis (Northern fulmar)
Lineage: Eukaryota; Metazoa; Chordata; Aves; Procellariiformes; Procellariidae
Product: E3 ubiquitin-protein ligase TRIM23
Exons: 6
Molecular function (GO): zinc ion binding
Source: RefSeq, a predicted model, not a curated record
GUUCUUGAGUGUGGAGUCUGUGAAGAUGUAUUUUCUUUGCAAGGUGACAAAGUUCCCCGGCUGCUUUUGUGUGGCCAUACUGUCUGCCAUGACUGUCUCACGCGGCUUCCCCUUCAUGGCAGAGCAGUUCGUUGUCCUUUUGAUCGACAAGUUACUGAACUAGGAGAUUCUGGUGUCUGGGGCUUGAAAAAGAAUUUUGCUUUGUUGGAACUCUUGGAACGGUUGCAGAAUGGACCUGCUGGGCAGUGUGGGACGGCAGAAGAAGCCAUUGGUCUAUCUGGAGAGAGUAUCAUUCGUUGUGAUGAAGAUGAAGCCCAUGUUGCAUCUGUAUAUUGCACGGUUUGUGCCACUCACCUGUGUGCAGACUGUUCCCAGCUUACUCAUUCUACGAAGACACUAGCGAAACACAGGCGUGUACCUCUUGCUGAUAAGCCUCAUGAGAAGACCAUGUGCUCCCAACACCAAGUGCAUGCUAUUGAGUUUGUUUGUUUAGAAGAGGGCUGUCAGGCGAGUCCUCUUAUGUGUUGUGUCUGCAAAGAAUAUGGGAAGCAUCAAGGUCAUAAGCACUCUGUCUUGGAACCAGAAGCAAACCAGAUUCGUGCAUCCAUUUUAGACAUGGCCCACUGUAUAAGAACUUUCACAGAAGAAAUCUCAGAUUAUUCCAGAAAAUUAGUUGGAAUUGUUCAGCAUAUAGAAGGAGGAGAACAAAUAGUUGAAGAUGGAGUUGGAAUGGCCCAUACUGAACAUGUACCGGGGACUGCAGAGAACGCUCGCUCAUGUGUCCGAGCCUAUUUUUCUGAUCUUCAUGAAACCCUUUGUCGUCAGGAGGAAAUGGCUCUUAGUGUUGUUGAUGCUCACGUGAGAGAGAAGUUAAUUUGGCUUAGGCAACAGCAAGAAGACAUGACCAUCCUCUUGUCACAGGUUUCAACAGCUUGUCUUCAUUGUGAAAAGACUUUGCAACAGGAUGAUUGCAGAGUAGUGUUGGCCAAACAAGAAAUUACAAGAUUGCUAGAGACACUACAGAAACAGCAGCAGCAGUUUACAGAACUUGCGGAUCACGUACAGCUGGAUGCUAGCAUACCUGUCACUUUUACAAAG